Molecule: messenger RNA, 2023 nt
Organism: Paramacrobiotus metropolitanus
Lineage: Eukaryota; Metazoa; Tardigrada; Eutardigrada; Parachela; Macrobiotidae
Product: urea transporter 2-like
Exons: 4
Coding region: 411-1739 (442 amino acids)
Biological process (GO): urea transmembrane transport
Cellular component (GO): membrane
Molecular function (GO): urea transmembrane transporter activity
Source: RefSeq, a predicted model, not a curated record
UCUAGUUUUUGAAUAACAACUCGGUCUAUUCAUCUCGAAAAGAAGCGCACAAAAUGAAUGGGUCGUAUACGCACAACUGUUUGCGCUACAACAGCAACAGCUGGAGCCUGGACAUGAUUCCAGACUUUGACCUUACGAUACUUAAUUACUGAUUUGUCAGUGCCGGUGCACAAAUCAACUGAUAUGCUGUGAGACUUUACUGCUUGUUUACGAGGUCAAUUAUUAAUCCCUAUAAAUCGAUGAAACGCAAUUUUUUCCGACAAGUUGUCGCAGUCGUUUGUACCAUUAAUCAUUAACUUCCGUGAGAAAUUGAUUACCGAUGAACGAAAAAACAUUGACUUAAUUGUGAAGAGUUGUUGUACGCAUAGUGUAAUAUUGUGUGUUCGCAUCCUUGGUCCAUAUAUAAAAACAUGCCGGAACUCAAUUCAGUAGAAGAAGAUAAAUCGCGCAAAGAAAAAGAGCAGAAAGUCAGGAGAGCCGAUAAUCUCCCAAUACCGCUGCUGUUCGCCAUAACCCGUCACACGGACAUGGGUAGUCGGCGACCGUCGGUGUUUGUCAGUGCUUCAACGUUCCCGGAGCAUUGGCUACGUCGCUAUGUAAUGGGCGAUUGUCCGGCUGUCUCAGUGUGGGUGGACAGCUGGGAGCAUCCGAUACGAUGGAUCUUACGCUUCCUUGAAUCGCUUCUGCGCACAUUUGGAGCGUUAAUAUUUGUCAAUAACUUUUGGAGUGGAAUAUUGUUUUUGGUUGCUGUUUUCAUCCAUAAUCCUUUCUCCACCCUGAUUGGGCUUUUGGGAAUGGUAACGGCGUAUUUCACUGCCAUGCUGCUCUGUGCACCGGCCAGCCGGCUGCGGAAUGGCGUGGCGACCUUUAACGGUUUCAUGGUAGCGCAGUUUAUUGCCAAUGUGGCUGUUCCCUUUAACGGGACUAUAUGGAAUGCCUGGCUAAUAUUUCCUGCUAGCUUUUUUGCCGCUAUCAGUACCGUUAUAAAAGCUGCCUUUCACUCUGUCCUCAAAGAUUACAAACUGCCCGCCUUGAAUUCCCCAUUUAGUAUUACGACGCUCUGCUUCUUAGCUAGUCAAGGAUCCACUCCGUCUCCGCUGUUCCCGGCUGGAAUGAGUCCAGUUGCCCAAUACAACAACUACACACAGCAGCACUAUACUGGCAGUCUGGUAGCCAGAGGAAUCUUCUUUUCCAUCAGCAACAUUUACGGCUGCGACAACAUCGCGUCGGUGACCUUGGCCUGGUUAGCGGUAUUGUUGGCAUCGCCUCUGCUCUUCACACAGUGCAUCCUGGGAUCCUGCGUGGGAACCGGCAUCGCCGUAGUGCUGGGUGUCAACGCCCAGCAGUUAGCCAGCGGAAUGUGGAGUUUCAACAGUCUGCUGGUGUGCGGCUCGGUCGGCGGUUUCUUCUACGUCUGGAAUCCAAUCAUCUGUAUCGUGUCAAUAUUUGCCGCCGCCUUUGCGUGUGUAAUGGCCGGAACACUGUAUCAUACGCUGGGAUACUUCAAUCUGCCCUUCCAGGCGCUCCCAUUGUUUCUCACUGAUUCCAUAUUCCUGCUGGCCGUGGGGGCCUAUAGGGCCAACUGGUUGCCGCGCGUUGAGACCGUGGAUAUUCGCUAUCCCGAACUCCAUUGGGAACUGUACCAUGCCAGAAAGAAGAUAAGCAACAGCACGGCGACCAUUACCAACAGCACGACAGAUAGCACUAUUAAAAUGAACGAUUUUUCUCAUGAAGCAUAAUUUGGUCAUUUUAGUCGAUAUCUCAAUAUCGUAAAUUAUUCACUUUCACUGCAUUUUCUGGUGAUACGGUUCGGUCGAUGCCCAAUCUAGCAAAUCAACGAAACACCAAGCGAAGGAAGCCUUAGGAGGGUUAAGUGAUGGCUAAAAUAAUUUCAUGAGAUCAUUUUAACAUUGUAGAAGCUACAGUGCAGCGUUCUUAUGAUAUUUUUUCUUUUACUGACUUUUAAUAAACGCUGCAAAAAUGUAUAGUAUGAUAACAUGUACUUUUAUUCUGUUCGCAUAAA